AGCAAGCUAGGACUCCAGAGGGGAAAAGCACUUUGCACCAAAGGCUGUUCGCUAGAGAGAGGGCGAGAGGAGGAAGGCAGGAACAGAGAGAGGAGGAGGGGACGGGGAGAAAGGGAAAGAGAGAGCGAGAGAGAGGGAGGAAAGGAGGAAGGAACAGAAAGUUUAUGUAUAUAAACCUUUUUUAAGAAAGGAUUGUUGCACCUGGUAGCUAGCUUUACUGACUCAGAACUGAGAGGUCUGUUCAGUGCUUAAAUAGCUGAGAAACAAUGGGACAGUGCAGGAAAGUUAACAAUUAACAAUCUCAGCUUAAAUUUUGUAACUGCAGGGAACUGGAAACACAGCUGCCUCUCUCUUCAACAAAAUCAGGUCUCCUGGUUAAGGGAAGAAUUUUUGUUAACAUCUUAGCUUCCGAAAAAGAAGCAGUUCCGAGUUGAAUGGGUAUAAUGCAGUUACGGUUUUAACCAGCCUGCUCAUAUUUAACUAUCUCUGCUCAUUUUAAAGAGAGAGGCUGAAACGGGGGUAACGAGCAUUUUGAAAUGCUUUUUACUUUACUUUUUUAAAUGAGGGUACAGGGCAAAAAAGGGACCUGAAGGCAACUGGCUGAAGAGAAGCAGCAAGGAAGAUGGGUCUGCUAAGUGUGGAUUUGCUGAUCACGCUUCAGAUCUUGCCGGUCUUUUUCUCCAAUUGCCUCUUCCUUGCGCUGUAUGACUCUGUGAUCCUCCUGAAGCACAUGGUGCUAUUUCUGAGCCGGUCUAAGUCCGGGCGCGGUGAGUGGCGCAGGAUGCUGACCUCGGAGGGGCUGCGCUGCGUCUGGAACAGCUUCCUGCUGGACGCCUACAAGCAGGUCAAACUGGGAGGAGAAGCCCCAAACUCCAGUGUAAUCCACAUAGCCAAGGGCAGUGAUGGCAGCAGUAGCAGCUGGAAUAGUGUUGGUGGCAAGUGUGGAACCAAAUGCCAUCUUCUGGAUUUUGCUAACUCUGAGCGGCCACUGGUGGUCAACUUUGGUUCAGCUACCUGACCACCAUUCACAAGCCAGCUGUCAGCCUUCAGCAAGCUGGUGGAGGAGUUCUCUGGUGUGGCUGACUUUUUGUUGGUCUACAUUGAUGAGGCUCACCCAUCAGAUGGCUGGGCUGCUCCUGGAAUCUCUCCCUCUUCAUUUGAAGUUAAGAAACACAGGAACCAGGAAGAUCGAUGUGCAGCUGCUCACCAGCUCCUAGAGCGCUUUUCCUUGCCACCCCAGUGCCAAGUGGUGGCUGACUGCAUGGACAACAAUGCCAAUGUGGCCUACGGGGUUUCAUUUGAACGAGUAUGUAUUGUGCAAAGACAAAAAAUUGCCUACCUGGGAGGCAAAGGCCCCUUCUUCUACAAUUUGCAGGAGGUUCGGCUUUGGCUGGAACAAAACUUCAGCAAAAGAUGAAAUCCAUUCUCUACAGAAGCUGAGUCAAAAGAUGUGUCCCUUUAAGGUGAUGUAAAAGGGAAAAAAAAAAAAAAAGGAAGAAAACUUGCUGGUUUGAAUAAGGCCUUUCAAAUGACUGCAGGAGAACACAUUUGAUAAUGAGGUCAAAUGAACAUUAACUAGGAAAUGAAAAUAAAACAAAAAACUAACUCCACACAAACAUUUUACAAAAAAAAAAAUCCCACUCCUGCACUGGCUAUGGGACAGAAGAGGUGAAGAUGCUUCUGUGAAAAGGUGCUGCUGGUGAGCCUGAAGAGUGGUGAGAUAAGACCUGCCUCCCAGGAACCCGUCUCAUGAAGUGUUUGCCCUGGGGUGAGCCAGAAGCAUUGCUGCUUGGAAGGCAAUCCAUGGAAAAGCAACACACUUUCUUUCAUCAGAAACGCUUCUUUACCCUCCUGUGGCCAGUGUAAUCAACCUGGGAGGAGCCAAGGGGCUUGCAAUUACUUUGCAUGGAAACGCAGUGGAGUGUGGCGAUUGUCCUUUCUUGCAGUGAAUCUAUUGUUCAGAGUCUACAGGAACCAUCAUGCAAUGCAUCGUGCAGGCAGACUGGCUAUUCAGAUCAAGAUGAAACAUUGCAUGCUGGUAUUUGUACUCUCCACAGAUGCCUCUGCACAGCAUGUUGACUCUGUAUUUCUGUCUAUAUGCUUGUAUCUGGUAUGCAGGCCUGUGCCUGCUGAGGAAGAUGUUAAAAUCUAUGGAGCUGGACCAAACAAAGAAAGGUGAUCAAAUAAGCCCAUUGCAAUCUGAAAACUAAAAAACCUAGACUAUUUGUAACAAAACAGCAAGAACCAUCUGGAGUGUGGAUCAUGAGACAAAACUCAGCUGAUGCCAACCAACCCUCAGUUCUCAGAGCUGAUAACACACAUUUCUUAACAUUCUCUUCUGUUUCUUUACCUGCCUUGCUCUCUUUCUAGCAAUAGGAUGAAAAGUAAUUUCAUUUUUAGCAUUUUAAAAAGUAACUUAUUCUCUCUUAUUUUUAUUUGAGAUAAUGACCUUACAGCUGUAUUUUGGGGAUGGGGGAACUUAUACACAACUUUACCUCAUUGAAAUGGAAACCUAUCCUGUUAGAUACCCUGUUAAAUGUAGUCAUGCUGAUUUUUGCUAUCUCAGAUAUCUGCAACUAGUUUAUAGCUUAGUUUGUCUGGAAGUUAAGUUGUUCGCAGCCUCAGAAUUGAUUAGCUGCAGUUAUACAAUCACAAAAGGAGACUGUUUCAAUUGUGUGCUCAAAAGCCAUCACAGAGAAACAGGGAGGACAAACAGUGUGAAUUAAUAUGAAUAAAUGUAAAAGAUGGCAGAAUUUUAAUAUGAAUGGGUCUGAGGAAUUAUUAAUUAUAUUUAAAGAGAUAUUGUCAACUUAGAGUAUGUAUUGAGUUUAGGUAUUUCUAAAACUAAAAUGAUUUAAUCAAGCAUGAUGAAAAGGCAAGUUUACAAUGCACUAACCCAUUAGAGCUGAUAAUUGAAAACCUAUAAGGAGAGUGACUAUCUAAGUUUUGUCUCAACUGUGGCAGAAACAUGAAAUAGAAAACAGGAUAAGUGGUAAAAAUAAAAUUAUUUAUUUUAAUGUUUUCAUCCUGCCAGUUGUCAAUAAUAUGAUGUAUUAAUAAAAACACAGGAAAUAACAGAAAAUACAUACAUAAAUACUUUUGUUUUCACAAUGUCCCUUUAAUAUUGUGUAUUUCUUCUUGCUUGGCGCUGGUCAACUAAGCCAAUGUACAAGGCAUUUAGAAAUGUGUUUUCAAGCCCAGAUCUGAAAUAAUAACAAUAUUCGGGCUCAGGCUUCCCUUCUCACAUUUUCCUCCACACAUUGUUAAACAUAUACAAACACAGUUUGGUAAUAUGUAUCAGAGAAGGGUGUAAAAAUGGUCUUGAGACCUUCUGAUGAGGCCCACUUCUCAGAAUUCGUGUCUGUGUGUGUAUAUAUGCAUUUAUGUAUGCAUACUUAUGUAUAACAUAUUUUUAAUGUAGUCGUAUAUGUAUGCAUGCACACAUAAAUCAUGUCUAGACCUGUAUUUUUAAUUAUUCUGUCCUCCCAUUCAUUAAUGUUACUGACAUAAAUGCUCAGUGUGGAACAUUGUUACACGUAUUCAUGACUAACUGGGAUAUAUAACUGAAUUUUUUAAACCUAAUAACAUAUAAAGAGUAACACAGCCAAACUACAAGGUUUAUUUAAUCCAGUGUCCUACAUCUGACUGUAUCAGAUGCUUCAGGGGAAGGUGCAAUAAUUUCUUCUGGAAUUUUAAUCCGAUUUAGCUCUUAUUAUUUUUGUAUUGUCUAAUGUGAUAAUUGAUGUCUCAUCGUCCCUGUAAGAAGCUGAUCCUGAAUUUUCAGAUCUAAAUAUUUCUUGAGGUGGGGAAUACUAAAAUUAAAAACAACAACAACAACAACAUAAUGUUUAAGAACAAAGAAAAACAAAUAAAACCAGAUUUCCCCCCCCGAUUUAAAUUGGCUGUUUUUCAAAAUAAUUCUCAUCUCUUGCUCUUGUAUGCUGUAAGAGUAUAAACAGGAUUGAUCCCAGUUUUUCUUCUGUAUGGCAGUGAUUAUGUACUCUAUAAAAAUUUAAAUACCUUUUGUUUAUUUCUUAAGCCAAACAGUAAUUCACAUUCUUAUACAGGUCCAUAUUCUUUGCCUGUCUUUUAGUCUCUUCUGGUUUUGCUACACUGUCCUUUUAUUCAACUGAGUAAAGCUGUAGACAUUACUCCAAGUGAACAUAUGUGUUGAUAUCCCCAGCACAACAUCUUUAUUAUAUCCUAUUCUUGAAUAAUCUGAAACUGUGUUAAUCCAUAGCAACUCCAUAGACUUUUUAAACUUAAACUAGUGAGUCUUUUAUUUCUGUCUUCUUUUCCCCAUCAUACAGUUGAAGUCUGAACUGUUUAUCUCGGAAAUGCUAGCCAAAUGUUUAGCACAGCUGUUGAAACAUACCUUUAGCUUGGAGGAGAGAGUCUGAGUUAAUAAUUCAGUUAGUUAAUACCCCUUUGUAUAUCUAAAGUUACAGUUAUUUGUCAAGUCCAUUUUCUCCUUUUGAAUGUCCAUUAUUUUGUCUAGUUAUUCAUAGAUGCCUUUUCAUCACAUAGUAUAAAGGAUUGAUAAAAUUGGCUCCUGUGAAUGGGAAAUCCCCAAGGAUUUUCCACAAGAAAAAAAUACACAAUAACUUAAUUUCUUUCUUGGCACCAAGAAUACCUUACCCUGCUCAAAACUUAAAGAUAGUUCAGACUUACCAAUUAUCAAGACAGAAAUACAUUUUGCAAAUCCUUACAUUUCUCUUGAAAAAAUGUGGUCAGAGAGCAGGGGAAGUAUUGCAAAGAGAAAUGUGCUUAGGGGAAAAAAUAUCUUCUGUAAGUGGCUGAUAGAAAUACAAGUGUUUCAUAUUUUUUUGUUGACACAAUUAAAACAUUUUACAGAAAAGGUUUGAAAUUAAACUUCAGACAUAUAUAUAUAUAGAAGUGGUCAUAUGUCAGAUACCCUAAAUUAUUGUAACAGUGUGUUGAUUUGGGUCCAGGCAGAAAUUUUGCUACUUUGCUAGCAUUGUACUUCAGAAUUAGUCUAGUCUGCUGUGAGGCUGGAUUUGCUUUUGUCUCUUACUUUCAGUGUUUGAAGGCACUAAACCGCAUUACUUGAGGUGCUUCAGUGUGACAUACAUAUAUAUUGAGCAAUAGCUCACAAAACAGGUGCCUGAAAGUAUUCUUGAAGGCUACUGUAUAUAAUAGAGAUCCCAAACCUGUGUCUCAACAUUAGUAUGGGAAACUUCUAGUACUUUUUCAUUUUGAGCAAGGUAAAAAGCUAUUCUGGGCUAUCAUUCUACAUUGUUCUGUGCUUAGCAUCAUUAUUUAGCACUGUACAAAAUGGAUGUAAAACUUUGUACAGGUGAAAACAAUAGCAUUUUGCUCUUGCUUGUGUAGACAAUGACCUAGAUUUAAGGCAGCAGGAAAACAUGCCCUGUCUAAAAGAAAGAAAGAAAGAAAGAAAAGAAAGAAAGAAAGAAAGAAAGAAAGAAAGAAAGAAAGAAAGAAAGAAAGAAAGAAAGAAAGAAAGAAAGAAAGAAAGAAAGAAAGAAAGAAAGAAAGAAAGAAAGAAAGAAAGAAAGAAAGAAAGAAAGAAAGAAAGAAAGAAAGAAAGAAAAUGUUUGAACAUUUGGAAAAAAAAAUCAGUUUUAUGAAGGUUAUUUUGGUAGGGAAACCCACAAAUCUUCUCAAAAAGGUAUCAGUGCUAUGCAUUCAGGUAUGUGUGGGGAGGGAGGUUAUGUUUCUGUAUGUGUGAAAGUGGCUUUUUUGUGAUGUGAAGUGGAGGUUUAAGAGUUUUUAAGACUCAUUCAGUACUUUAACCAAAGAAAUGGAUGUAUCAGGUAGGGAAUAUUGGCCAGUUUUGUUUGACUCUACACCAUGUCUGUGCUAGAUACAUAUUCAGUGACCUUUGGGCCCAAUUUGGAGGCUUCAGAGAAGAGAGACUGGGGUGAGACAAUGAAGGCUUGUGUGCUUAUGAAGAUCGCUAACAAAAGAGUAAUUAACUCAGUUGGCGUUCAGAUGCCCUCACACUGGCAUUCCUCUGUGCACCUUAAUGUUUCUGUAUAUGAAAAAGGGGUCUCUCUGGGGCUGUUUUUAAGAUUGUAAGGGGUGUAGAUGCCUGUGUGUACUGACUAUGUGUGUGUCAUUGUUUAAAUGUCAAAAAUAUACUUUGUAGGAGAGCCAGCAAAAUUUUCUUACAAUAUGGUGCUCCAUGAAAUGUGCUUUCUAGAUUUGGUUUUCUUGUAUUAUAAUAAACAAUAAAGGAAAAUAUACCUCUC
Apus apus (common swift) is the source of this 6233-nucleotide messenger RNA. RefSeq names its product iodothyronine deiodinase 2 (gene DIO2). Gene Ontology annotation, molecular function: thyroxine 5'-deiodinase activity. The record is from RefSeq and is a predicted model, not a curated record. The transcript is spliced from 2 exons. Lineage: Eukaryota; Metazoa; Chordata; Aves; Apodiformes; Apodidae.